AUGGCCGCCGCGCAUCACCCUAGCGACAAGUUUUAUGACUCAAAGAUGUUUAAGAAUAGGCUUCUCUCUCCACCACCAGGCUUGGGCAUAGCCAGCGCCGCCAACGAUGAGACAUACAAAGGCCAGUACAUAGGCAGAUUGUCAACGCUGCAUCAUGACGUCACCGGAGAUGUUUACGCCGUGGACAACAUCACCGUCUUCAUCGAGGGAUUCACGUACGACGGGGAGGCACCGGAUGCUUUCUUCUUCGCCGGAAACCGCGAAGCAGAGCCGUCGAACCGCGGAUUUAUCAUUCCCGAUGAGCGCGGAAGAACCCAAGUCCUGGGCCCCUACCGCAACAAGAACCUGGUGCUCAGAUUCCCAGUUACCAAGAAAGGUCAAAGGUCACUCAACGAUGUCCAGUGGAUCUCCGUGUGGUGUAGGAAGUUCUCGAUUGACUUCGGCCAUGUGAAGAUUCCCAAGAACGUGGCGUGGCCGGAGCCGCAGGUUGCCGCUGGUCUCCAGAGCGACCGACCCAUCGUCAGGUCAUCAGCCGUCAGGGUCACCGACAUGAACACCUUCAAGAUUGAUGACUUCACCUUCGACGGCACGGUCCAAGACGCCAUCUUCGUCAUGGGCAGCGGCGACGCAGAGGCCAGCGGGGUUCAGGUCAUGGACGAGAAGGGCACCGACCACGCCCUCAAGAAGUACAGCAAGAGGACCCUCCUCCUCACCAUCCCCCCGGAGGUCCGCGGGCAGCCUGUGCAGUACUUCGGCGUCUGGUCUCCCUCCAAGGGCAUGCUGGCUUCCGUGACCUUUGACCCUGAUGCCCACAUUCCCCCCUCGGUUAAGUCGCUUCUUUAGGAUUUUACGCUUAGGUUGAGGUGGAUGAAGUGUGGAAGUGGAGCUGGGUGUGGUGGUUGGAGAGGUGGAGGAGGAGGAGACAAAGGCAGUGGUCGAGACGGAGGAGGAGGUGGAGGAGGAAUGAGAAGAAGAGGAGAAGUUAAGAAGAGCAAGAGGUGAAGAAUGAGGAUGAGAAAGAGAAAAAAGAUUGAGAAAAAGAGGUUAUAAAGAGAAAAGGAUAUUUUUUGUUUUUGUUUUUGUUUUUCUCUAUCAAGAGCAUGAAAGAUCUUUAAAAAUACACUUUCAUUGCACGAUGUCCCACCACACUUGAAUUACAUUAGUUCUUAGUUUUAUAGAAAUCUUAAUUUCAUCUCAGUACCUACAUUUUCUAAUGAAAGGGGAGUUUAGUUUUGUCACCCCUUAAAACUAUGUUCCUAAAAAAGAAAAUGGAACUCAAACCACUACUUUCUUGUACGUUAAAUGAAAAAAAGAAAAAAACGUAUUUAAAACACCAAAUAUCUAUGCAGUACACACAAACAUCCUUAUAAAUCCCGUCUUAUAGAUAUCCAUGCAAGGUUUUCGAAUAAUAAAUGUUGAACGUAUAAGAAACAAACAAGCAAAACAUCGGUAACAGUUCUACCAAUUAAUAUAUUUUCUUCAUGUUUCAAGAGGAUAUAUAUUCGAAAUUAAGUAUGCUUUUUUUUCAUAAUUUUUUUUAUUCUUGUACAUUUCUAUGUCCACGAACAGAAUAUAUAAUGUGUGCGUUAAGGUUAAGUGAUUCAUGUAAACACACUGGCAUUUUAACGUAUUAACAUUUUAUCUUCUUUUCGAAAAUAUGAAGAAAAACGAACCAUUAUUUUUUUUUUCGUUGCUUUACAUUUUACACAUAAAAGACAACAAGGAUGUUUUAACAAAAAAAGAAAGAAAAAAAGAAAAGAAAAGAAGAAGAAGAAGAAGAAAAUGUAUUUUCCGUUCUAUGGAAAGGCCACUUUUGAAACAGUGACAAACAACAAAGAAACAAAAAAACGAAAGACCCUACAUCCGCUUGUGUGUACGUUCGGCUGCGUGUUUUACAGAUGUGUACGUUUAUGAACAAAAACAAUGUAUGUGGAGCAGGCUUCAUUUGAUUACAUGUUAAUAAACUUGUUGAGAAAAA
Penaeus chinensis is the source of this 1978-nucleotide messenger RNA. Its product is annotated as protein Skeletor, isoforms B/C-like. Bases 1 to 843 code for a protein of 280 amino acids. The transcript is spliced from 6 exons. Lineage: Eukaryota; Metazoa; Arthropoda; Malacostraca; Decapoda; Penaeidae. The record is from RefSeq and is a predicted model, not a curated record.